UGCACCAGAUGUGGGUCAAAGUUCACUCGUAAGGGGCUUAUUGGAAUUUCCCGCACCGUUAUACUCGGUUAAAUCACAUGGCAAAGGAACAGCGCAACGAAAAGAAAAAAAUGAAAGAAAAAAAUCGUAUCACAAAUCAGUAAUACAUCAAGCACCCGAUAUCUGCUGUCCAAUAUCUGAUGAGUAAGUUUUGACUUGACUUUUGAGCUCCCCAAAUCUGUCGUCAGAGACUGUCAAGAGAUUAUUAACUGUCCCCCGCACUGUCAUUGUUCAACAUUGUAAUGAGGUCCUGGUCUCAUUAAUAUACUGAUCAAUCAUGAUAUAUAGCUUGCCAUUGCUCAGCCCUAGUAUACAUGCGGGAAGGGUACGAGCUGUCUGUUUCACCCACAAAGAACGAACAGCCAACAUAGCCUGUAACUCUACUAACAUCAGUGCAUGCCUCUCUGAAUUUAUCAAAGGUAGCAAGCAGAGUUCUGAAGACUCAGGAAAAGAAUAGCUACAAAUGUACAGUCAACACUGCUGUGGAUGCGUUGAGCAUUCAUUCUCUUGCGGUUGAGCCAAACUAACACGGAUUUGCUGAUGGACUAUUAACGUCAUCCUUGCUUUUGGCUUGAUUUGCAUUAGAUGUAUUGGGAGAGUUUGGUCUACAAGUGAGCAAUGUUAGUAGCGGUUGCAUGAGUAUUCUAUGUGUUGAUGGACUCAAGCAUUGUGACAUUAUUUUGAAACAGCUAUGGAUCUACAGCCAACAUCAGCACCAGCCACAGGGAUGCCCGACUCCAAGGCCAGCUCACUCCUGAUUGGUAUUGAUAUUUCUAUUGGCAUUGUGGGAGUGAUUGGAAAUCUCCUUGUUAGUCUGACAAUCCUCAAGAGCAAAGCUUUGCACACCCUCACCCACUAUUUUCUCCUCAGUCUUGCAAUAGCUGACAGUCUGGUGUGUAUCACUGGUAUUGUACAUGCAUAUGUCAUAACGGAAUAUGACAAUCGCACACAGGAGGUUGAAGUGCUUUAUAUAGUGGUGAAUUAUAUGGAGAGAUCUUCGACUGGGCAGUCGGCACUAUCUCUGUUACUGGUCACCUUUGAACGAUUCAUAGGUAUCGUUCGGCCACUGCAUCACUGCAGUUUCUUUACAAGGAGAAAGGUCUCCUUUCUUAUCCUGUUUGUUUGGGUUGUGCCUGCAUUUAUAGAAAUUUCAGGAACAAUUUGGUUAGGUGUGCUAAAACAAAACUGUGGCGAGCAUUUCUUACCUGGAUGUGAUCCACACCCUCUAGGGUUCAUUUUCAUUCUCAUGAAUGCCCUGCUGCUGUUUGCUGUUCCAGCUGCAGCAAUGAUCUGGAUGUACAUUCAGAUUUUGAGGAAUCUCAAGCAGAGCGCCCGUAGAAGGCAGAAUCUUGGAAUGCAGCAUCCCAACGAACUGCAGCGAGCCAGGCAGAAGCUGAUCCAUGCGCUGCUGCUGGUCAUCCUUGCAUUUCUUGCCCUCAUUAUGCCUCAGAAGGUCAUGUACAUUGUGUUACUGUUCAUGUACCAGGAGCCAGAGAAUCAGUCAAUCCUGGUACUCUUUCAAUUUGCAAUGAUCUUGCUGGUUGCUAACUCCGCGGUCAACCCCAUCCUUUAUGCGCUCAAGUAUGACAAGUUCCAGCAGGAGGUAAUAUCUGUACUUUGCUGUAGGUUAAAGACUUCUGAGAACCAGCCAGUACCAGAUGUCAAGAGAAAUAUGGGGUACACACCAGUUUCUCAGCAAGCAAAACAUCAAGCCACACCCACGUGCUAUGAAAGUUGUGUUUAGGAUCUUAUUCAGUGUUUUUGAGAUAGUAAUUUGUGCAUUCUCAAAACAUUUUGCAAAGCAUUUUGCAAAUCUUUGUUUAUCCUUCAAUUCUUGGCAGUUGUAUCUCCAUAGUGGUGAUAGUGCAGAAAAUAGCGAGUGCGGAAAUUGCUACAUGUACCGGUAGCACGGAUGGCAUCUUGAAUAAAAAAAAAAAUCGAUGUAAUAAAUGAGCACCAACCGGCACACUGCAUAUACACUGACCUCAUAGUGUUUGUUUUCGGUCCACUGUCAGUGCCUUGUUAAUGUACAUUGUACAUGUGCGUAUGUAUUAUAAGUCGGACUGUCUGUAUGUGAUACUUAUUGAUCAGGCUUCGCUACUUCACAGGCUUUGUGUAGUUUCUUUUUUUUUUCUGAGUCAUUUUUCAAGGGUUUACUUCAUAAUGGUCCAGUGAUAUCAACUUGAAACUGAGUGCAAACAUCGGUCCGGAUUCUAGGAUGUGCAUACAUGUACAUGUAUGUUACUCUGCCUUCAUAAUGAUGCCACCGCCAUUUGUUUUAAGAACUUUAUGAAAAGCUUUUUUGUGUUUGGUUGUUCUUUUCAAUAUCUGUAGAAUGAGACAUUUUCAAAUUCACUUUUUUAAGCUAAGAUCUGUCAUAGUACACGUAUGUGCAUGGGAUUUGGAAAGUUCUGUGAUGUCAUCUGAUUUCAUCAAAAAUGCACUUCUUUGGUUUGCAUACUAAACAUUAUUUGAUCACCACCAAAAAUUGCUUAGUUGGUAUUAGUGUAAAAGUUCUCAGAACCCUAUAACGCGUAAUAACGGCAUAAUGCAGUCAUCAUGUGAUUUAGUUUGAACUUUUCAAUAUUUGUUAUUUUCUUCAUGACACUCUUGCUGCUGCAAUUGCUCAUCCAGUUUAGGUCAAAAUGUACAUUCAGACAUUGAAAUGUUACAGAUGACGUGUUCAGAAAGGGUUGACAAAUUUCACGUGUUGUGAUUUGCCAAUGUGUUGUAGACUCUUGGAGGUGCCCGUAUUGGGUUUUGUGGUGUUGGUGUCACCACUGGUCACGUGACACACAGCUUUAACCCUAACCUUCCCCAACCACACAGAAUUAAACAGUAGUAAAGUGUUUAAUUCU
This is a messenger RNA of Acanthaster planci (crown-of-thorns starfish), 2897 nucleotides long. Its product is annotated as orexin receptor type 2-like. Lineage: Eukaryota; Metazoa; Echinodermata; Asteroidea; Valvatida; Acanthasteridae. The record is from RefSeq and is a predicted model, not a curated record.